GGAGCAGCCGGAUUUGGAAAACAUAAGUUGUGCGGUCUGUAGGCGUUAGGGAUGCAUUUUAUAAGGAAGAGAGAAAAGGUGACAAUCAUGUGACGUAUUAAGAAGGCGAACAUAUUAAUAUGAACUGAAUUGACAAAACCAAGCAAGAGGCUUCAGGGGUGAAACAUGGGACCGAUAAAUCCAUGGAAAUUCGACGUGUAUUGUACUUAAGAGCGUUUGUGUUUUGUGCAGGACGAAGCUAGCUACAUUGCUAGCUAGGAAAUGGCAUGUGAAUCUCCCUUUUUGGAACGUUACGUUUGUUACAUAUUUUUACUACUGAGUGUGACUGAAACAAAAUUUUGGCGUACUGCCGUUAGCGUUUUACUUAGAUUUUUUGCGAACGGAUCGACAGUAGACCUUUGUUGCUUUUAGAUCCCAUUUGAUUGUGUUUCCGCCGGCUGCUGUAUUGAUUUUGCUUUUAUCGUUACAUUUUUGAGAAGUCUACUGUCGAGUAGCUACGAGCAAAACAGGUUUUACCUUUUUCAUCGGACUGAAGGGACGUGUUGGGAAUCGAUCGCUUCGCUUGACGGCGAUGUUGAGGAGAAACGUUUCAUUUUAAGACAAGUCAAGCGCGAUACAAAUCCGCGAUGCGAUCUUCGUUGGCUCCAGGCAUUAAAUUUGUGACCUCUUUUUCAAGAGACAGCUGGUACAGAGGUUUCAUCCUCAUCCUCACCUUCCUCUUUUACACCAGUUAUCACCUCUCACGCAAGCCUAUCAGCAUUGUCAAGAGUGAGCUUCACCGAAACUGCUCCACUGUAAUUCGGCCAGUCGACUUUAAUGUGACCAACAAUGACACCUGGUGUGACUGGGCCCCCUUUGACCAGGACAACUACCAGAAGCUCUUUGGGGCGUUGGAUAACUCCUUCCUGGUGGCCUAUGCCAUUGGAAUGUUUUUCAGUGGGAUAUUUGGAGAGCGGCUGCCCCUGCGAUACUACCUCACCUGUGGGAUGCUCCUCAGUGGCUUCUUCACUGCCCUGUUUGGCCUGGGGUACUACUGGGACAUCCACUCCAUCUGGUACUAUGUCUUCGUCCAGGCGAUGAACGGGCUGGUCCAGACCACAGGCUGGCCGGCGGUGGUGGCGUGCGUUGGGAACUGGUUUGGGAAGGGGAAACGAGGGUUCAUCAUGGGGGUGUGGAACUCACACACUUCUGUGGGGAACAUCCUGGGCUCCCUGAUUGCCGGGGUCUUUGUGUCCUCAGCGUGGGGUUUGUCCUUUAUCGUUCCUGGGAUCAUCAUCGCUGCCACAGGGGUUCUCUGCUUCUUCUUCCUGGUGGAAAAGCCUGAAGAUGUGAACUGCAGCCUGCCUCAGCACCAUGAGAGUGGUGAACAGGAGCCCCUCCUCCAGAACUCUACCAGCACAGAGGAAAUCUUCAGCAGCCCUAGGGCAAUGACCCAGCAAGCCUCUGGAGAACACACAGAGGCAAUCAGCUUCUGCAGUGCUCUCCGAAUUCCUGGUGUGCUGGAGUUCUCCUUCUGUUUGCUGUUUGCCAAGCUGGUUAGCUACACGUUCCUGUACUGGCUUCCCCUUUACAUAGCUAAUGUCGCCCAUUUUGACUCCAAGGGAGCUGGGGACAUGUCAACGCUGUUUGACGUUGGAGGCAUCGUGGGGGGGAUCUUGGCGGGACUAGUGUCAGACUACACUGGGGGUAGAGCCACCACCUGCUGUGUUAUGCUGAUUGUGGCUGCACCAAUGUUGUUCCUGUACAACCACAUUGGACAGAAUGGCUUGGGCACUACAGUUGGUAUGCUGCUGCUGUGCGGUGCUUUGGUGAAUGGCCCAUAUGCCCUGAUCACUACUGCUGUCUCUGCUGACUUGGGAACUCACGAGAGCUUGAGAGGAAACUCCAGAGCACUGUCAACGGUAACUGCCAUUAUCGAUGGGACUGGGUCAGUAGGUGCUGCCCUUGGUCCUUUGCUGGCUGGUUUGAUUUCCCCCACAGGGUGGAAAAACGUCUUCUACAUGUUGAUCACAGCAGAUGUUCUUGCUUGCUUGCUGCUGUCCAGACUGGUGUUUAAGGAAGUCCGAGGCUGGUGUGGACACAGCACAAGGCAGAGAGGGUUCAAAGAAAUCUGAUAACCAAAAGAGACCCAAGGAGACACCCCCACCCCAUCGCAUGUAAAAUCAACAUGAUAAUGCAGAAAAAAGGGACCAGCGGCUGGUGUUGGAGUGAAUGGCCACAGAGAAAACAGCUGAAUAAUACCAUAGAACCAGACUUUCAUCCUUCAAGCCCACCAUGAAACAAAACAUCAAUGAUGCGGCACAGAGAUAAAAGGAGCCAGAAAGGAGGAGCGUCUCUGAUAUAACAGGGCGCCUGUGGGCUGAGCGGGCAGGGUGUUGGUCCCCUCCAGAUGACCUCAAAGCCCUGUUCAUUAACAUGCAGUGAUUGUUAUUAUUUUCACAGGCUAAUGCCUUUCUUUCUGAUUUCCCACUUUGUACCUCUUUUAUCAUUAAAAUUGCGCUCACUUAGUGCAUUUCCUGGCAUUAAUGGUGGCCCCGUUGCUGUGGUUACCAGAACAUAUUAUCCAGGUGGUCUCUUGUUUUGUUUUUCUGGUUGCUUUCGAGCAGGGUAGCUAGA
Molecule: messenger RNA, 2616 nt
Organism: Megalops cyprinoides (Indo-Pacific tarpon)
Lineage: Eukaryota; Metazoa; Chordata; Actinopteri; Elopiformes; Megalopidae
Gene: slc37a2
Product: solute carrier family 37 member 2
Exons: 18
Coding region: 627-2114 (495 amino acids)
Biological process (GO): glucose-6-phosphate transport; phosphate ion transmembrane transport
Cellular component (GO): endoplasmic reticulum membrane
Molecular function (GO): glucose 6-phosphate:phosphate antiporter activity
Source: RefSeq, a predicted model, not a curated record